CGAGGCGACACGCUUGCAAACCAGCAAUUAUCCUCCGAACGCCCGAGGAUACAGUUUGGCAGGUUCAGAAGGAAGUAGAAGACAGCAGAGCUGACAGAUAGCCAGUGUGCAAGUGAAUUUCUCCAUCUCGGUGUGCUGUUUGUGUACCGUUUAAGUUUUUCAGUGUUCACGUGAGGUUUUACUUUUAAGACAGAGUGCUGUCAGUGUAUACACUCGGAAAAUGGAUCCAAAUAAUUCUUACAACACGAUCGACCAGCUAAUGCCCACCAUUCAUCAGCUAACUAAUUACACCCAGUUCUUGCCCUCGUAUAUACCACAGAUGAGCGUGGAAUACAAUAACCAUCAACUUCCAGAAGAGUACGAAUCCAAUGCGAACUCCACAAUGAAACAACACAACAAUCAGCCCACGUAUUUAUCUUCGACCAUUCGGCAAGUUUCGACAGCCCCUGUGACAGGGUCAGUUUUUUGUACUGACGCUGCCUACAGCUGGCCGCCAGCACCGAGGAACUUCCCGCAAAGGGAUCUGUACGUCAUGCCGCCCUCACCCCCGGGCUUACCACCACCUGCAAAUGCGAGCCUUCAUUCGUCAGCAAACAUCUUCAGGAAGCCGGUGACGCCCCCAGCAGAAAGAGAAGAAAUGUUAAAGGCUCUACGGGAGUUUAACGUAAAGAUACAGGCAGAUCAAGCGAUGCUAAACGCUUUUCACAACAUUGAUUCGAGGGCGGCGAGAAAAUGCACUCGCUGCCAGUGCCCCAACUGCAUGGCAGACGGCGGCAAUGUAGGCCGAGACGGAAAGAGACAGCACAGCUGUCAUAUAGAUGGUUGCAAUAAGGUAUACGGCAAAACUUCCCACCUGAAGGCCCAUUUACGGUGGCAUUCCGGAGAGAAGCCAUAUUUUUGUAAUUGGAAACCCUGUGGGAAGUCAUUCACAAGGAGCGAUGAGUUACAACGUCACAUGCGUACCCACACAGGUGAGAAAAGAUUUGUUUGUCCCGAGUGCGGCAAGCGCUUCAUGCGAAGCGACCAUUUAAACAAGCAUCGAAAAACACACGACAAGCAGGCGGCCAAAAAGAAAGCGAAGAAACUGGCUGACGAAGCCGGUGCCUCGUCUGGGGCACCCCCGGCCGCCAACAAGGAGAACGGCAUCGCCAUGCCGAUUGUAAACUUCAACCUGACUGCUCAGAUGUCGCAGAGACAGCAGCAGCAGCAGCAGCAGCAGCAGCAGCAGCAGCAGCAGCAGCAGCAGCAGCAGCAGCAGCAGCAGCAGCAGCAUCAGCAGCAUCAGCAGCAGCAGCAUCAGCAGCAGCCCCAAGUUCUCCAAGAACCCCAGCACAAUCUGCCGUAUUUUUCUCAUCUACAGUACAACCAGUACCAACAAACAAAUAGCGCCUUCAAAGAGACUGGAGCACACGUGAUGUCAGAAUAUCACGAGCAACUUUAUCUCCAAGCACAAUCGGCGAAUCAAAUGAAUGGCUGGUCAGAUCAGUCUCUAUCCACAGCUAUGGGACUUUUGUUUUGAGUGCGACAGUGUAGAUUGAUUUUUCGCCGAACGAACAAUUUAAGCAAUACAAACGUAUUGCUAGCGAUUAUCAGAGACUCAGCUUACGAAUUGUUUUUGUACACGCGAGACUGAAUAAUUGUUGUUUUUAGUAAAUUAACUAUUGUUUUCUUUUUAUUUAUCAGUGCGAAAAAAUGUCGUUCACGUUGAAUGUUCGGAUAUGGAAAACGCCCGAGGACUGUUUACAUAGAUUUAAGUUUAGCGCGGGCGUCGUCGCGCGAUCGGUAAUGAUAAUAAUUUUUUGCAAGUAAAUAAAAGAACAAAUUUUUUUUUAAUUAGCAUUUUUUGCACGAACGUAUAGCAUACCGUCGAUAUGUAACGAAACUACAAAAUUGUCACUAUUAUUAGAGCAACUAUACUUUGAAUUCGUUCGUGCAAAAAAUGUCAUUCGAAGGAAGUGCAUAUCUAACGAGAUAUGCAGAGUAUACGAAAAUUUAUACUCACGCGUAAUAUGUAGUCUGACGGAAUCGUACUUAUAUGUAUGCGUUGUAAUUGUUUGUAGUCUUAAGGAAACUUAAUUAUAUGUAUGAAUUGUUAUUUGUAUAGCACAUUAUUUCACGCCGCACGUUCAUUAUUAAUUGUUUUACGCGAGUAUAAAAAUUGUUAGUCUUAAGAGCGUAGGAAUAAAAUUUAUAGCAAUUGUAUCAUUCGUUUGAAAACUUCCAUCUGUACAUAGUGUAUUUAUAAAAACUACUUGGAUGUGCGAUAAUGUGCUUACACGUGUAAAUAGUAGCCGUGAAAAAUCGAACUUAGAAAUAAUAAUAGCUGAAAGUUGAACUACAAAAU
Messenger RNA from Nasonia vitripennis (jewel wasp), 2344 nucleotides. Its product is annotated as zinc finger protein rotund-like. The coding region runs from base 221 to 1519 and encodes 432 amino acids. Gene Ontology annotation, biological process: regulation of transcription by RNA polymerase II. The record is from RefSeq and is a predicted model, not a curated record. The transcript has 2 exons. Gene Ontology annotation, molecular function: DNA-binding transcription factor activity, RNA polymerase II-specific; RNA polymerase II cis-regulatory region sequence-specific DNA binding. NCBI's taxonomy places the organism in Eukaryota, Metazoa, Arthropoda, Insecta, Hymenoptera, Pteromalidae.